Messenger RNA from Sander lucioperca (pikeperch), 3401 nucleotides. RefSeq names its product amyloid beta (A4) precursor protein-binding, family B, member 2b (gene apbb2b). The transcript has 19 exons. Gene Ontology annotation, molecular function: transcription factor binding; amyloid-beta binding. Gene Ontology annotation, cellular component: cytoplasm; nucleus. Gene Ontology annotation, biological process: regulation of DNA-templated transcription. Lineage: Eukaryota; Metazoa; Chordata; Actinopteri; Perciformes; Percidae. Bases 283 to 3072 code for a protein of 929 amino acids. The record is from RefSeq and is a predicted model, not a curated record.
GGUUCCCCCUGUUGGAGAACAGCGGCAUCUGGGAGGGAGGAGGAAAGGAACAAGCUGAGAGAAAACAGAGGGGAGGAGAAAAUAGACAGGAGCCCAGCGAGGAGGACGCGAACACACUGGAGAGGAGGACACCGCUGCUUCAGUGAAGCCCUCGUGAUUGGAUGAAGAGAGAACCACUGACUACCAGUAUGGACGCGCUACAUUCUGGAGUUUCCUACAACCCUUAGUUCUCUGAUCUGCAGCUGAGUCAACUGAACCCUAAACCGUGACCAGCCCCGGCCUAUGUCUGACCUCCUGUCAGGUGAUCUGUCUUGUGCCACGAUGAUGUCAGUAGAUGUGACCAAUCGUAAUGGCCCCACUGCCACGCCUCCCACCUCACUCAGCCUUCGCUCCUCACACAACCAGCUGCUGAGCAGUGAUGUCAUCAAGCAGGGCUCCGCCACGCCGCCCAAAUGUCGCAAAAAGUAUGCACUUACCAGUAUCCAGGCUGCCAUGGGCCUCGGAGAAGCAGCGCCAUCAUCAUCAUCAUCAUCAUCAUCACCAUCAUCCCCAUCACAUUCUUCAACACCCAACAAUCCCAAACUAGCCAAGAACGGAAUGAACCAGCUUCGUAAAGCUGGUCAAGAUCACAACAAAAACACAACCAGCCCUGACUUGAUGGACCUGGAGUCUGAAAAUACAGCAGAUGACCUUAAUGUCAACACAGCUGAAGAGGACGACAGUCACACUCUCACCAAUAAUGACCGAGAGGAUGAUGUCAUUGAGGUAGACGUUGAACUGCACUCGGAUGCUAACACUGACGUACAGCCAGAGCAGAUAACUGAGUCAGACAUAGACUGUAACAUUAACACGACUGUGGAGCUCAACGUGAACGGCAACACAACAGUUUUGGGCUUUGACUUGAACAUUGAGGCAGAGGAGAGUGAUGACAUCAGCAUUCUGUCUGAGAAGGAAAUUAUGUCAAAGGUACAGAUUGAGGAAGAUGGAGAUGAGGUGGUAGUAGAGGAGCAGGAAGACGAGGAGAAUAAGCCUUUACUGAUGAUAAAAAGUGAGUCUCCUUUGACGAACCACAAAGUUUCUUCAGGCCUGGAGCUCAUCUCUGACCUCCACUCCAACUUCAAGCUCCUCAAAUCAGGCAAGGAAUCCCCGGUGCCUCCUCCUCCUUCCCCACCUAAGCAGGCCAGCCCAGAGGACACACCCUUGCUCUCAGUGGCCUCCUGCUCUUCCUCCUCUUCCUCCUCCUCUCCAGAGACGAAGAAGGACAGAAGGACUGGGGCGAAGACAGACUGUGCUUUGAACCGCAUCCAGAAUCUCAAUCCCAGUGACGAAGAGUUGAGUUGGACCACACUGUCCCAGGAGAGCAACUCCCCAGAGGAGACAGAUAUCUGGAGUGAGCAGUCAUUCCAAACAGACCCUGACCUGCCUCCGGGAUGGAAGAAGAUCACGGACAUGGCCGGGAUCUACUACUGGCACAUUCCUACAGGCACCACCCAGUGGGAGAGGCCUGCCACUCGCCCAGCAGCCCCUGGACAGACAGAGUCCAAGGCCCUGGGCGACCACACAGUCUCCACACAACGUAAACACUCCCUGGGCUCACUCAGCCCCUCACCCACUCCUGACCACGAGUUGUGCCAGGCAGAGGUCUUCUUUAGGGGGUCGACUCGUUCGGGCAGCACAACCUCUGACAGCUCAGUGGAGCCUCUCCCCACUCACGAGCCCACCCUCACCACAUGUGGAUUUGUCAACAGUUGCUACUUUCCUCGUUCUACAUCUCUACAGGGGAUGCCUGAUCCAGAGUGUCUCUCUCAGCAUCUUGAAGAUGAGGACAAGAAACAGGUGUGGAGUGUUUUUGGCGGAAAGAUUGAUAGUGAAGUGUGGAAGGAUCUGCAAGCUGCCACAGUGAACCCUGACCCCAGUCUGAAGGAGUUUGAGGGUGCUACGCUUCGCUACGCCUCACUCAAGCUAAGGAACCGUCCAACAGUGGAAGAAGAGGAGUCUGGCAAUGUCAAUGGUGACCCAGCAACAAAGUGUUUUGCAGUGCGCUCUCUGGGAUGGGUGGAAAUGGCUGAGGAGGACUUGGCUCCUGGAAAGAGCAGUGUUGCUGUUAACAACUGCAUCCGACAGCUGUCCUACUGCAAGAAUGACAUCCGAGACACUGUCGGCAUCUGGGGAGAGGGGAAGGAUAUGUACCUGGUGCUGGAGAAUAAUAUGUUGAACCUGGUCGACCCCAUGGACCGCAGUGUGCUUCACUCUCAGCCAAUCGCAAGUAUCCGGGUCUGGGGUGUUGGCCGGGACAAUGGCAGAGAGAGGGACUUUGCAUAUGUGGCGCGGGAUAAAAACACCAGGAUCCUAAAAUGUCAUGUGUUCCGCUGUGACACGCCAGCCAAAGCCAUUGCCACAAGCCUGCAUGAGAUCUGCUCCCGGAUAAUGACAGAGCGAAAGAAUGCCAAAGCAAUGGCAGGCUCUCUCCAGGACAGGAUGCAGGCAGGACUAGAUCUCCCUUUACAAGCAGAGUUCCCCACACCAAAGACGGAGCUGGUUCAGAAGUUUCAGGUGCUUUACCUUGGUAUGCUGCCUGUGGCCAGACCAAUAGGCUCUUCUCCAGGCAUGGACAUACUGAACGGUGCUAUAGACAGUCUAAUCGGUUCUUCCAACAGAGAGGACUGGACCCCGGUAGCCCUCAAUGUGGCAGAUGCUACUGUCACCAUCAGCAAAGACGAGGACGAAGAGGAAGUGCUGGUGGAGUGUCGUGUUCGAUUCCUGUCUUUCAUGGGCGUUGGGCGGAACGUGCACACAUUUGCCUUCAUCAUGGAUGCCGGCGGCCAUCGUUUUGACUGUCACAUCUUCUGGUGUGAGCCCAACGCUGGGAAUGUGUCGGAGGCUGUACAGGCCGCUUGUAUGCUGCGGUAUCAGAAGUGUUUGGUGGCUCGACCCCCCUCCCAGAAGGCCUGCGGCACGUCGCCCCCCGGGGACUCGGUGUCCCGUCGGGUAUCGACCAGCGUGAAGAGAGGCGUCCUGUCUCUCAUCGACACCCUCAAACAAAAGAGACCCGUCACCGAGUUGCCACAGUAACCAUGGUUUAACGCUAUCGACUCCCUGCCACAACCAGUCACCAUGGUAACUUGUCGCAUCGCUGCCAAAACCUGUCGCCACCACAGAUCCCAGUAACCUUGGAUACACAACAAAGCCCCAGGGUUUGUCAUAAUUCCUUUACAUUUCUGGACUCAAAUUGGAAUUUCACCUCAAGAGUUCAUCAGCUCUAGAGCUGAAAUUCAAAUCUGUUUCCUCAAAAUAACUGAGGGGAAUAAAGACUCUAAUCCCGCAUCAAGAAGGAACAACCACUGAGAAACACCUGAGUAGUGCUCGUGUACAUAGAAGUAACUCUCACCCCCCUCAGCACA